This is a messenger RNA of Elaeis guineensis (African oil palm), 2676 nucleotides long. Its product is annotated as glycerophosphodiester phosphodiesterase GDPDL3. The record is from RefSeq and is a predicted model, not a curated record. Gene Ontology annotation, molecular function: glycerophosphodiester phosphodiesterase activity. Gene Ontology annotation, biological process: lipid metabolic process. NCBI's taxonomy places the organism in Eukaryota, Viridiplantae, Streptophyta, Magnoliopsida, Arecales, Arecaceae.
AAAUACAAACGUCCCUGGACCUGACUAGAAAAAGAAAAACCCUAAUCGUAUCUCUCCUCCGAUUGUACUGAUCUUGGAGCCUCUGUUGCAGGGAAAGAACCCAACUUGCUACUCUCUCUCUCUCUCUGUGUCGUGGUGGUGGCAAUGAGGGGGAGGAGCUCAGGCUGGGAGGUCUCCUUCCUAGUGGCAUUCUUCCUGGCAGUACAGCACCUGGGUCUGGUCACCGCCCAGGGGACCAAUUCCUCACGUUGGCAAACCUUAAGCGGUAAUGCCCCUGCAAUCAUAGCUAAGGGAGGCUUUUCAGGGCUUUUUCCUGAUUCCAGUGCAUAUGCCUUCCAGUUUGCACUUGCUAUUAGCUCAAGUGAUACAAUUCUUUGGUGUGAUGUGCAAUUAACAAUGGAUAAAGUUGGGAUUUGUGUACCGGAUAUAAAAUUAAACAACUGCACUAACAUUGCAAGUGUUUAUCCUAGCCGAGAGAAGGUUUAUGAUGUUAAUGGCGUGCGUACACCAGGCUGGUUCUCUGUGGACUAUACAUUGAGCGAGCUAACACAGUCUGUUGCAUUAACGCAAGCAAUUUAUUCUCGGCCUGAUGGAUUUGAUAACAUGUUUCCUAUCCUUGCUGUUGAUGAUGUAACACAAUUUAGGCCACCUGGUCUUUGGUUGAAUAUACAGCAUGAUAUUUUCUACAGGAAGCACAAUUUAAACAUGAGAAGCUAUGUGCUUUCUGUGUCAAGGCGUGUUAUUGUCAACUAUAUCUCGUCACCAGAGGUGAAUUUUCUCAGAAGUAUAGAAGCAAGAUUUAGAAAAAGCAAAACAAAGCUUGUUUUUCGCUUUCUUAAUCAAGACAUUCCUGAACCUUCUACAAAUCAAACAUAUGGUUUGCUGUUGAAAAAUCUUACAUUUAUCAAGACAUUUGCCUCUGGAAUUCUUGUCCCCAAACAUUACAUUUGGCUUGUGACAUCUGAUAAUUAUCUACAAUCCUACACUUCCAUCGUCAUGGAUGCCCAUAAAGCAGGGUUGGAAAUCUUUGCAGCAGACUUUGCAAAUGACAAUAUUAUUAGCUACAAUUACAGUUAUGAUCCUUUAUCUGAAUAUCUUUAUUUCAUUGACAAUGGGUUCUUCUCUGUUGAUGGUGUGCUGACAGACUACCCUAUAACUCCAUCAGAGGCUAUUGGUUGCUUUUCUCAUAUAAACAAGAGCAGCAUGGAUCAUGUAAGGCCUCUCAUUAUCUCGCAUAAUGGAGCUAGUGGAGACUACCCCGACUGCACUGAUCUGGCUUAUCAGAAAGCGGUUAAAGAUGGUGCAGAUGUAAUUGAUUGCCCUGUUCAAGUAACAAAAGAUGGAAUUCUCAUAUGCAUGAGCUCGAUUGACCUUCUGAGUGAUACUACGGUAACAAGAUCACCUUUCAGUUCCCGUACUUCUAUUAUCCCGGAUAUUAAGGGGACUCCUGGAAUUUAUACUUUUAAUCUCACAUUGGAUGAGAUUCAAAAGUACUUGCUACCCACCAUAUCAGCUCCUGAGUUAGGAGGUUAUAACUUGGUGCGAAAUCCACGGUACAAGAAUAAAGGGAACUUCACCACAUUAAAUGAUUUUUUAGCCUUUGCAAAAGACAAGGAUCUAUCCGGAAUCUUGAUCACCAUAGAGCAUGCAGCAUUCAUGGCAGAGAAAUUACAAUUUAGUGUAACAGAUGCUGUCAUCAAUGCCACAAGUUCUGCCGGUUAUAACAACCAGAUAACACCAGCCGUUAUGAUUCAGUCAACGAAUAGUUCUGUUCUGAAGAAGUUCAAGCAGCAGACCAAGUACAAACUUGUUUACAAGAUAGAUGAAACGGUUCGCGAUGCUGUCAAUUCCUCGAUUGAAGAUAUUAAAGAAUUUGCUGAUUCUGUGGCCAUUGACACAGAUUCCAUCUAUCCCGAAACUCAAUUGUUCAUUGCCACACAAACUGAUAUCGUGAAUAAGUUGCACAAACAUAACCUUUCUGUGUAUGUAUAUCUUCUUCAGAAUGAAUUUGUAUCUCAACCAUGGGACUUUUUCUCAGAUGCAACUGUCCAGAUUAAUUCAUUUUUCAAGGGAGCUGAGGUGGAUGGAAUCAUCACUGAUUUUCCAGGGACAGCUAGAACAUACAAAAGAAAUUCUUGUAGGAAUUUGGGAUCUCGGAUGCCCGUCUUUAUGGAGCCCGUUGAACCUGGAGCUUUGCUGCAACUCAUCCCUGCAGCGUCACAGCCUCCGGCCUUAGCUCCUAUGCCAGUUCUCAAUGUCUCUGAUGUGGUGGAGCCGCCUCUGCCUCCUGUUGCAUCAAAGACACCCCCUCCCACCGGAGGAACUACACCAUCACCUUCUCGGCAGCCAUCUGAUGGGCCACGAUGCACUGCAUCAUUCUUCAUCUCACUAGCAAUGCUCUGUGCAUCCUUUCUAUUCAUAUGAGUCAACUGCAUGCAUGAUCUUAUCUUUGGACUGACUGACCUGAAUCUUCAACUAUCGAUGGCCCACCCGCUGAUCCACUUUAUUUUUGUUCAUUAUCAUUCCUUUUGUAUUAUCAUCAUCAUUUUUUUUUUUUUCUGUAUGGGAUUCUAUCCUUAAUCAUUUUCUAUGGUGUGGUAAGCAUCUGGUCAUCCUGUAAGCAUUUCACACAUACAAUGGAAAUAGAUCAUUUGCACUUGCUCUUCACAAAAAUUA